AGCGGAGGGCAGAAAAAAACAAAAACAAUCCGCCCGGGCGUCCAUCUUGAAUACAGUAAGCCAUCGGUGACUGACAGCCACGGAGAGGGAAAUUGCGAUAAAUUGAGUUCAGACCGCCCUGUAAAGUCAAGCGACCGCGACAACCCGGCCAAUGCACACGGAAGGAUUACAUUUAGCGACAUUAUCGAUUAAUUCCGUCUUAUUUUUUCGUCCUAUUCCCGGCGGGGCUGAUGAAGUUAUUUCGGAGGUUGUGCGUGCGUGCUUAGCUUUAUUCAACUGUCGACAUUCGUUAGUUUAAAAGGAUCGUUUCUUAUAUCUACAUACCCUGGUUGUUCUUGAGACUCUUUCUGCUGUUGUUCCUUGCAGCGUCGACUCAAUAAAAUACGGCGGGAAUGUGGAUAUAACACGUUUGACCAUAGUCCUUCACUGUCAACUUGAGCUUGCGCGGAGCUCGUGCGUUCGCUGAAUCGUGCGCGUGACCCCGUUUAUUUCAGUUUAUAUACGAUCUGUUAUAGUACACAGAUACUAUAUACUGCAUAUAUAUUCUGUCAAGUAACAGUUAUGUGGAAACUUAAUUUGGGAUACGGUAAUUCCAUUUUUAGAGCCGUGGACGUAGAUUCAUUUGUUGUACUGCCUUAGACUUUUCAGAUGGAGUGAUUUGGAGCCAUUGCUUUGAUUGAAAUAUUAGCUCCAUUGCAUCACUAGGAAUAUAUAUAUAUAUAUUUUAUGGCAGGUUUUAUGCAUAGGCUGGCCAGUCGUUCUGAUCAUUGGGGAUGGGAGCUGGCCCACUUACUGAAAGAGCUUAUUGAACGGGCUCGUUUAUUCUGAGCGCGCGACAGUGCAACAUUUCAUAGUUACAGUAUUCUUACGCAUUGGCAUUUCGUCGUUACUGAUAUGGGCUUUAAGAGGGACUGUACUUCUAAAAUAUCGCUAUAUUUCUAAAACAUAAUCGACUUUGAAUAAACUGUCACCAGUGGACACUUUGUUGCUGUUUUUCAAUCACCGAACCUAAGGAGUAUAAACUGGCAUUGGAUUUGUGCUUUGGCAUACAUCACUGAAUCUGUGACAUGGAUGUGUUUCACUGACUGUCGAUCAAUAGUGUUUUGAGGGAAACUUGAAUGCAAACGCUUGGAUUUUGUGUCAAAAGGCAGUAGAUUGAAAAAAUGGGACCUGCAACAAAGCUGGCGUUUGGAGUGUUCCUCAUCUCUUGCUCCUCAGGUGCCAUUCUCGGCCGCUCGGAGACACAAGAGUGUGUGUUAUACAACUACAGCCCCCCCAGCGGCGAGAGCCGAGGGAACCGGAGUGGCAUUGAGACAUGUGUAGGUGAGAAGGACAAGAGAUGUCAUUGCUUCGCAACUUGGCGAAAUGUGUCUGGAUCGGUGGAAAUAGUAAAGCAAGGCUGCUGGCUUGAUGAUAUCAACUGCUAUGACAGCACCGAGUGUGUGGAGAAGAAGGAGGAUCCGGACGUGUUCUUCUGCUGCUGUGAAGGCAACAUGUGCAACGAGAAGUUCUUCUACAACCCCGACCCGCCAGUUCUGAGUAAGGCCCCCUUCAGCGACACAAACAGCAAAGUCUUUAAGGCAACAUCGAACCCCUUUACCCAGAAGCCUCCACUGUUCAGCACCCUCCUCUACUCCAUCGUGCCCAUCAUGGCCAUUGCUGCUAUUGUUCUUCUCUCCUUCUGGAUGUAUCGGCAUCACAAGCUGGCAUAUCCGCCUGUUCUGGUUCCCACACAGCACGCCUUUCAUAUAAUGAUAGAGGACCCUGCACCCAUGCCACCGUCUCCCACCUUGAUCCAAAAGCCACUGCAGUUGUUGGAAAUCAAAGCUAGGGGGCGCUUCGGCUGCGUGUGGAAGGCUCAGCUGCUCAAUGACUAUGUGGCAGUGAAGGUCUUCCCAAUUCAGGACAAGCUGUCUUGGCAGAAUGAGUAUGAUAUUUACAAUCUUCCGGGCAUGAGGCACGAGAACGUUCUGCAUUUCAUGGGGGCAGAGAAGAGAGGAAGCAACCUGGACAUUGAGCUGUGGCUCAUCACUGCUUAUCACGAGAAGGGAUCUCUGUCAGACUACCUGAAGGCAAAUGUGGUGACGUGGAAUGAGCUGUGUCACAUUGGUCAGACCAUGGCUCGAGGACUGGCUUACCUGCACGCUGACAUCCCGGGACACAGAGACGGACACAAAGCGGCCAUCGCACACAGGGAUAUUAAAAGCAAGAAUGUGCUGCUGAAGACGAACUUGACAGCCUGUAUAGCUGACUUCGGUUUGGCUCUGAGGUUUGAGGCGGGGAAGUCAGCUGGGGACACUCACGGUCAGGUGGGAACCAGGCGCUACAUGGCCCCGGAGGUGCUUGAGGGGGCCAUCAAUUUCCAGCGAGAUGCUUUCCUCAGGAUAGACAUGUAUGCGGUGGGGCUGGUGCUGUGGGAGCUGGCGUCUCGCUGCACUGCGUCUGAUGGUCCUGUUGAUGAGUACAUGCUGCCUUUCGAAGAAGAGGUGGGGCAGCAUCCCACACUGGAAGACAUGCAGGAGGUGGUGGUCCACAAAAAACUUCGGCCCACCCUCAGGGAGUGCUGGCAGAAACAUGCGGGUUUGGCCAUGCUGUGCGAGACCAUAGAGGAGUGUUGGGACCACGAGGCAGAGGCGCGGCUCUCCGCGGGAUGCGUUGAGGAGCGCGUGGUCCAGAUGCAGCGACAGACCAGCGUCUCCGCCCCGGAGGAAAUAGUCACCGUUGUAACCAUGGUGACCAACGUGGACUACCCCCCUAAGGAGUCUAGUCUAUGACUAGAGGAUUUCAGCAUGUGAAUUGCGGGCUGACCGAACAGAAAAGACACAUCCGUGAUGUUUGACUGCUGUUCUGACCGGCUAGCUUCAGACAUGCUGGGUGAUUAUCUUGUGCUUACGGCUGGAUCGAUGCAGAUGAUGAAUUCUACACCGAAUCCCAGCAGACAGCUGUGUUAGUGUAUGUGUGUAUAUAAAAACUACAAUCACGGGGCACUGGAUGGAUGGAUUAUAAUUCGACACGAGGUCCCCGCGUCGAAAACGAAACCGUUUGCGGAGACGAAACUUUGCCCGUUUGAGGACGAAACCAGACUCCACACGGCAUUUCAAAGGGGCGACAUCCAUGUAUAAAAGCAAACAAAAAAGAAACAAGGACACAUUUGAUGUGUUUGUCUGAAUGACUAUUGUUAUGCCAAUACGAAACAGCUUCUUGAAUGUGUAGUGUGACGCUGCUGUACAGAUAUCAACAGAAAGGGUGACGGUAAAACCCAAAUCAACAUGUUUCCUCUGAAAGCUUCUCAGAGUUUCUGUCUGAUAACCACCAACCUCUCGACAAGGUAUACCUCAGUUUCUCAUCCUAAUAAUGCGUUUGUUUUGUAACACUAUAUGAUAUAAAACAAGAGGCUUUUCGAUGACCUCCGUUUGGCACGAAAGCUUUUUAAAUACGGGAAAAACGUUUUUUAUAUGACAGAUUAUGCCAAGAAACGAUGGCCAUUCAUAAACCAGUGUUCUGCCUUCUUUCUUUGAGUUGUUUUCUGUGUCGCCCUGCUGUUUAUAAUGUGAUACUUUGUUUCUCGGCAUUGUGACCAUUUGUUAAAUCAGUUUUUUGACCUUCAUCGAGACCUGAUGAGAAGAAAAAAUCCCUGGAAAUAUGAAUUUUGUGAAAAUAAUACACAAGCACUUACCAAUAUAGUUUUGCAGUGUCCUCACAGCGUUGACGUAUGUGCAUGCCUUUGUGUUUUCUUUUCCUUUCUUUUAACUCUUUACUUUUUUAACCUGAUCACGUAAGGCUCGUGCAUGAAAUCUCAUCAGCAGUCAUAAAACCCCUUUUAUUCAUUUUUGUAUCAAAAUAUUCCCGGUCUUUUGUCUGUCACUCUUCAGUUUUAUUUCCAUUUGCGUGUGGAAUCGUCCAAUCCUGGUCACCGUCCGCUUAUGCCAUGCAAGACACCCUCAAGCGCUGCGCUACAACCAGCCUCCGAACUCACAAGUGAUGCUGUUAAACUGGUUUCAGAUCAGCGGCCAGGCGACCUUCUACACACAUCUACAAGAACUGUAUCUCAGUAUGUCUCAGGAAGCGUUUCCCUUUGCUUUGAGCCCUCUGGUGCCAUUCUGGUGACCCUUGUUAUAUUGUGUAUGCAUAAUAACACCUUAUCAGUGCGGUCAUAUUACGUGCAAUAACAUCACAAGCAGGGACUGUUUCACAGCUCACAGGCCACUUCCAAUGUGGUAAAAUACAAGCGCCUAGCAGAUCGCUUUAAGACCAUAAACGUGUACAUCAUGAACUGAAGUCGCUUAUGACACUGCUAUGCAUAUGUUAUGGCGUCCAGUUGUCUGAGAGUAUUAAACUAAAAAUAUGCUGUUAGGGGGCCGGACACAUGCAGUAAUUCUCUCUGCUGUCGGGUCAGCAAGUAUUUCUAAUAAACCGCUUCUCUGUUGCUGCUCUUGGGCUUUGUUCAUACUGCACAUAAAUCUGAUUUGUUUUUUUAACUGGAUGGUUUUGAUCGCAAACAUUUGAAGGCAACAGAAAAGAAAGAGUACCCGCCACUGCGGAAAGAAAUGGGAUAAUUGAAAUUGAGGUGCACUCGAAGUUUUUUCAUUCAGUCUGUGCAUGGGGAAUUCCACGUGUGAGAGAAAAAAAGUCCAGAUUUUGUCCUGAAUGACCAUAAACGCUCCUUGAAGGGCCAAUGAGUAUUUUUUUGGAGGAACUAUUGACUGAAAUGCAAUAUUAUAUAUAUAUAUAUAACUAUGACCUUACAUAAUGGAGCGUUAUGUUUUUAUUACCUUAGAAUAAGCUAUUUCUAUCUACAUACACCGUGGGUCCCCUUGCAUGGAAUGCACCAUGUUGUUUCUACAGUAGCCCUAUGGACAAACUGAACUACAGAGUGCAAGUCGUAAGAAGACUUUGGCUAAGAAGAGAAUCUGACAACAUCUUAGUCCUGUGUCAGCCCCCCGUAGUGCUUUGAAAGGGAGUGGUGGAGUGAGCCGUUGGUUGCAACUCGCAACCUCACCACUAGACUUUUAAAAAUAAAAUUUGAUUGCAAACAACAAAUGGAUGUGGUUUGGACAAGGUUAACAAAAAUUCUAUUAUGUUUUUUGUCUGUUUUUCAGACCAGAAACUAAAUGCAGUACGACUAAAAAUCAGAUUUUUGCUAGUUGUAUGAACAAAGCCUUUAACACAAUUCUCCUGUCGGUAUGUUUUGCUUUCAUAACACCGCAUGUGAUGACGCAUCCAACAGCGUUCAGGUCCAUACAACUGUAUGCAAUCCAUUCUCUCUGUUGUAGCAAUCUCAGCCAUCUUAUUCUACUACUUCAUCCAACUGGUCUAAUAAGGGCACGUGCCAUCUAGUAAGGGCCGAACGAGAGUGCAUUUGAUCUCAGAAGAUGGAGGAUUUUGUGAAAUGUAUUGACUGGUUAAAGUAGUGGGUUAGCACUGAUCACAUGCUGAUCUGAGAAUGAAUCUUCUAACGUCUGUUAUUGACUGUAAUAAACACUACAGAUGAUUCACUGAGCGCGAGCGAUUGCUGCUGCUGCCUAUAGAGUGUUUUAUCCAGGUGCUUUCUCAUUCCCUUCUGUUCAAAAGUCUUUGGUUAUAUCACCAGUUUAGUGAAUUUGAUCUAAAGGAUGAUUGUUGGAACACACUCCCCUCACAAGAACAGCCAAACUUUCAAGCCCCACAUUCAGUACAAGACUCGAUUGAAAAUGCAUCAUAUUGUACAUAUGAAUGUUGUUUUAGAUUGUGAAAAGAGCAUGAGUUUUUUUAAAUUGUCUUAAAGAAGAAAUCCUUUAUUGAUAUUAUUAUUAUUGUUAUUAUUAAACAAAUAUUUUAAUGUUUAUUUUGUACAUCUGUAUUUUAGUUUGAUUAAUUUAUGUCAUGGCCCAACUUUAGUUUUUCUCUUCUGGAUAAAUGAGACGUGAUGCUUACACCAGUGGUUCUCAAACUGGGGGCCCCCAAGAUGGAUCCAGGGGGGGCACAGGUUUUGUGGCAUUUUAUGAAAUAUCGAAAUUUAUCAUAGAUUUUAUGCAAUCAAACAUCAGAAAAAUGACACCACCAACCAAAAGAAUUGAGGUUCCAGCAUUGUAUAACUGAAUGUUUUUGGUUUAAUUAAAAUUCCAAGUUUAAGAUUAUAUGUCUUUAUAUGGGGGGCCGCAAAGUGAUGCACUUAACACAAAGGGGGCCUUACAAUGAAAAAGUUUGAGAACCACUGGCUUACACUAUUUAUAUAAACACUACGAAAACAAAUAAAUCCUUUACCUCAGACUUUCACUCACAGUGUAGCACGACAGACAACAUGGUGCGACAAUGCAAGUAUUUCUCCUGCGAUUCGACCAGCUUCUCUCUUCAUCUUUUCUCGCAGACACACUUUUGGACUUUUGGCCACAUUAUUACAGCGUUGAGUGAAUGUCUCUACAUUACCCAGACUCUCUAUUUUGGGUGCGAGCAGCUGUAUUACCGUUGUGCUGGACAUGCCAUUUUUGUCCAGUCUUUCUCGAGUAUUUAAUGCAUUCAGGGCCUGAUCAGACGUAAUUGUUACAUAAUGUACAGAUGAAAUUUUAUGCUACUACCCUCAAAUAAAGUAUAGUGACUGCUCUCAAAUGUGUGCUGUCUCACUUAU
Triplophysa rosa is the source of this 6604-nucleotide messenger RNA. RefSeq names its product activin A receptor type 2Aa (gene acvr2aa). The transcript has 12 exons. The coding region runs from base 1164 to 2774 and encodes 536 amino acids. Gene Ontology annotation, cellular component: plasma membrane; activin receptor complex. NCBI's taxonomy places the organism in Eukaryota, Metazoa, Chordata, Actinopteri, Cypriniformes, Nemacheilidae. The record is from RefSeq and is a predicted model, not a curated record. Gene Ontology annotation, biological process: activin receptor signaling pathway; cellular response to growth factor stimulus; protein phosphorylation. Gene Ontology annotation, molecular function: metal ion binding; activin receptor activity; activin binding.